Messenger RNA from Venturia canescens, 1606 nucleotides. RefSeq names its product mitochondrial ribosome-associated GTPase 2. Gene Ontology annotation, molecular function: magnesium ion binding; GTP binding; GTPase activity. The transcript has 6 exons. Gene Ontology annotation, cellular component: cytoplasm; mitochondrion. The record is from RefSeq and is a predicted model, not a curated record. Lineage: Eukaryota; Metazoa; Arthropoda; Insecta; Hymenoptera; Ichneumonidae. Gene Ontology annotation, biological process: rRNA base methylation. The coding region runs from base 323 to 1540 and encodes 405 amino acids.
UCAAUUGUGGUGUGGCCAAUGAAAUAUUUGUGUGCCCUGUGUAUUUAAUACAAUCAUAGGAUUAUUUAAUGGAAAGGAAAAAAAAAUUUUGCAUUGUUUUCACUGUCUGCCCGUGCAUCGCGUAUUGUAAAUAAUUUGAGGUACACGAUGAAGCUCUCGAAUUUUCGUGAGAACGAUAAAGUUUUGUUGUUAGGAGAAGGCAAUUUUUCGUUCGCGGUCUCAUUGAUGGAACAUAACCUACCAAUAACAAUAACAGCGUCAUGUUACGAGACCUCAAUUCUUCACGAUAGCACAAGGAAAAAUGUAGAUUCUCUACAAAAUAAUGAUGAAUUGCUUGAAUCGCCUCCGACUUUCGACGACAUGCAGCCGGAUUCGAGAGCAAUAUUUAUUAGCACUAAACCCAAGAGAUUCAUUAAAACAGAAUUUGAAUAGCGAUUAUAAAUUCCAAAGGACAAUAAGUUUAACAGUGUUUCGUGAAAAAUGGAUGCCAACGGCUCUGAGAAAUUUGAAACCGAAAUCACGUCAACACACCGAACAAUGUUUCGUCGAUGUUAAACAGGUGAAAGCAUUCGGAGGAGUUGGAGGUGACGGAGCUAUUAGUUUUCUCCAGUUAUGGGUCAACGAUAAGGCAGGACCGGAUGGUGGCGAUGGAGGUCAUGGUGGACACGUCCUUUUUGAGGUCUCUCCGGAUGUUAAAGAUCUCAAAGGGGUCAAAAAUAUUGUCCAAGCAGAAAACGGUGAAAAAGGGUAUUCGAAAGACUGUUGCGGUAAAAAUGCUGAACACAAAGUAAUAAAAGUACCAAUUGGUACGAUAGUACGUAACACGAACGGUGACAUAUUGGCCGAUCUUGAUGAACCAGGAAUGAUGUUCAUCGCUGCCCGAGGCGGUGCCGGUGGCCACGGAAAUGCGUUUUUCACAUCACCGACUCAGCAAUGCCCACAGAUUUGUGAAUAUGGAGCAGUUGGAGAGGAAAAAGAAUAUGUACUAGAAGUACGAAGUAUGGCACACAUUGGAUUGAUCGGGCUUCCAAAUGCCGGAAAAAGUACAUUGUUGAGGGCGAUUUCACGUGCGAGACCGAAAGUGGCUUCGUAUCCAUUCACGACGUUGAGGCCACAUUUGGGAAUGGUUCUUUACGACGAUUACGAACAAAUCGCAGUGGCCGAUCUACCCGGUCUAAUCGAAGAUUCGCACAAAAAUCGAGGUCUCGGUAUAACUUUUCUGAAGCACAUCGAACGCUGCGCCGCACUAUUGUUCAUCGUAGACUUGAGUCUAGAGAAGCCUUGGACGCAAUACGAAACAUUGAGAAACGAAAUCGAACAAUUCAACAGGAAGCUUUUACGAAGGCCUACGCUUCUCAUAGCAAAUAAAAUUGACUUGCCAGAAUCGAGGGAAAACCUGACGGAGCUAAAAGCAAGAGUGGCCCUGCCGAUCGUGCCAAUAUCUGCGAAAAUGGGCGAAAAUGUAUCGCACCUGUUGAAAGAGAUGAGACUUCUAUACGAUCGUGACUUGAAAGCAAGAAGUGAAGAUCGCAAGGAAUAGGUUUCGUAAUUAUUGGAUCGUCCGUGUAAAUCGAUGUUCUUUGUAAUAUAUUUCUUAGAAAAUUUA